AUGCGCGCUCGGGGUUUUUGGAAUGGAAGCCAUUAUUGGUGUCAAGUGGUGCGUACAGUAGGAAGUCUCACUGGUGUAUGGCGACACAAUGAUCUAGAAAACGCGGGAAUAGCCACUUUGCUCACCACGGAUUUGAAGGCAAUUGGUGGACCUUUACCUUUUACAUCUUGGGUGAUGUAUUCCCGAGCUCCUACGCCAAAAGAGUCAUCAAUAAUCAAGACUGCAACCACCAAAAUCAACCAGUCUCUGAGGCAGAAAGAGGUACUGGUUCGACCUUUUUCACAAACGGUUGAUGAGGAAUUUGAAGAACUUGCAGAAGACGAACAAGCACGUAUCGAAUCUGAGAAAGAUAAGACAGAAGGUGAAGAUGAAGAUGUGGCGAAGGGUGAAAAGUUAACAAACAAAAACAAACAAAAAGGAAAGCGUCGGACAAUUUGUGAUGGUGAAAAUGUUCCGUUGGCGGAGAGGAAAAAGUUAUCAAACAGCAACAAACCAAAUCCAGAUUGUGAACAUGCAGAUGAAGAUGUCCAGUUGGCAAAGAGUAUUAUUUCAAAAAAGGCAAUCAAGCGUAACCGUGGUAGGCCAAGGAGGAUACACGAAAAAGAGGAGGAAGAUAAACUGAAACAACAACUUGAAGACAGUGUGCACAAGGUUGGAGUUCAUUUGAACAAAGAAGACAUACUACGUAAAGGUGCUAAAAGAGCCAAAGGUUGGAAGGGAUGGGCGAUUGUGGAGGAAGAGGAGGAAGAGGUGGAGGUGGCGAUGGUCGAGGAGGAGGCCGACAUUGAUGAGCCUCAUGGCGCACGUAAAUCGAAGCGUAACAAGCGUAAGAUGGCGUAA
Messenger RNA from Melampsora larici-populina 98AG31, 840 nucleotides. RefSeq lists its product as uncharacterized. Lineage: Eukaryota; Fungi; Basidiomycota; Pucciniomycetes; Pucciniales; Melampsoraceae. The record is from RefSeq and is a predicted model, not a curated record. The coding region runs from base 1 to 840 and encodes 279 amino acids. The transcript has 3 exons.